AUGGCAAUACUCAAUAGAUUACCGGUUUCGAUCGAAGUGAACGGAAACAGCUUGCAUGAAUACCGUGAUCAUGAUAAUCAGGAAGUCCGCCCGGAUUCAACAUCAAAAUACGUCGAGUCCUUUUCUAGCGCUGCAUUCGCAAUCAGACUUUCUAUACCAAAGAUUUUCUCGUUCACUUCUGAUGCUCUGGGCGUUUUUCUCUAUCUGGACGGUACUAGUACAUACGUCGAGAGCGGAAUAUUUGAAAAAGGAUUACACGACUACAGGUUCAAAGGCACAUACGGGGUCGGCGAAGGAGGCCUUGGAUACAAGGAGUUCACUCUCAAUGAAAUAAAACUGGAAGAUUCCUCCAGCUCAAAAGCAAAGGGUCCAGCGACAUCCGUUCUCGCCGAUCUGGGAACUAUCGCUGUCCAAGUCUUUCGCAUGCGUAUCGUUGGUCCUCGGAUCAGAGAGGGAGCAAACCGAUCUGUGGCACUAGAUCUCCGGGAUGAGCUGCAAGUGUCUGAGGGGGAGCUCAGAGGCAGGAGUGUCACGCACAGUGCCAAGUUGGGAUACCAAGGUCCUGCUGACUCUGGGCCUAUACUUACUGUAUACUACAGAUUAGGAGGCUUCAGACCCUCGGCAGGACGAGACGCCAUGCGGACAGAAUAUGUGGAUGGAGAGACUUCUCCUCUCGCGGUCCUCGAACUCAAGUACCGCUCCAGGACCCCCCUGCAAGGUUUGCUCCUCGUAGCUCGGACGCCAACUUCUUCUAGAUCUUCCACCUACGUUGCGCUGAAAGGAAGACCAUUCGAAGAGCUAAAUGCGGCGGAGAAAGAUGAGCUUGUGAAAAGGCAACAGGUAUUCCCUCACGAUCGUGACAACACCCAAGGGCUAUCGCUAGGGAAUACUCUAAGGCAAGGUAUCGGAUUGAGCACGAGAGUCGUGUCAAUGCGGAAAGUGGCGUCAAAAUAG
Molecule: messenger RNA, 954 nt
Organism: Letharia columbiana
Lineage: Eukaryota; Fungi; Ascomycota; Lecanoromycetes; Lecanorales; Parmeliaceae
Exons: 3
Coding region: 1-954 (317 amino acids)
Source: RefSeq, a predicted model, not a curated record